Coregonus sp. 'balchen' is the source of this 7333-nucleotide messenger RNA. The record is from the annotation of a GenBank genome assembly. Lineage: Eukaryota; Metazoa; Chordata; Actinopteri; Salmoniformes; Salmonidae.
AUGAAGGGUUUUAGGUGGGAAAAGGGUCCGGGGAGGGGAGGUGGGGCUUUUUUUCCUUUUUCCUUAGGUUUCCCUUCCCGGCGGUGGGCUUUUUUCUUCCCUUUCCCCCAUUGCCUUUCCUUUUCCCGUCCCCCCCGGAUGGGGGGAAAGUGGGGGGAAAUUGUUCUUUUGUUUGGCCCCCCUGUGGUUUUUUCCCCCAGUGAUAAGGGGUUUUAUAAAAUUGGUUUUUUUUUCAAUUUUCCUUUUAUUUCUUUUCUGUAAUCUAGGAAAAUUUUCCCUCAAAUUGGUCAUCCUUUUGGCAAGGAUUUUAAGGAAGUGCAGCCAUUUUUCCCCCCCCUCAUUUUGGGGGGCCCAAUUGUGCAAAAUAGCCUCCCGUUUUCUCUUGAGACCCCCGGUCCCCUACGGGGGGCCUUUUCUCAAUAAAAAGGCUAUCCCUCACUGAUCUGAAACAUAGAAAAACCCUUUCCUUAAUUUUGGGGCCCUUUCACAGGCCCGGGGUUUUCUGCCACGGUGACUCUCUGUUUGGGCCAAAUAACAUUCAAAUUUUUCACUUUUUUAUUGUUUCUUCUUUCCAAUGGGGCCCAAUUAAUUCUCUUUUUUUUUCUCAUGUUUUUGGUUUGGGGUAAAAUUUGUGUUGUUGUCCUGGGGCCUGGGGGGUCUUUUUUGAUUUUUUGAACAAGUCCUAGAAACCAUCUUGCAUAGGGGCCCUCUUCUCAAAUUUUCAUAUCCCCUGUGGGUUUAAGGGAUUUGUUUUUGAAGUUUUGGGGAACCCGCUUCUUUUAAAGGGUGGUUUAAAUUUUAAAAACGGCUUUUUUCCCCUGGAUUCAAAAAUUUAGGGGUUUAGGGGGCCCUAAUUCUGCUCUAAAAUUGCUUUAAAUUUUGGUGUUUUACUUGAAACACAAGGAUUUUUUUUUUGCAGAAUUUUUCAUGCAGUUCUAAAUUUUGGGGUGUUUGUCAUUUUGUGAAAUUUUUGGUUGGUGAGCGGGCCCCAGACCUCACAACCAUAAAAGGGGGAAAGGGUUUUUAUAACUGAUCAACUAUUUUUAGCCAGAUCCUAUUUGGGAGGUUUUAAUUUACUUUCCCUUUUUUUUGGGAAAAGAAAUCCUUCUUUCCUUGUCUCUCAAUCAUUCACUUUUUUGUGGAAGUUACCUGUGGCGCUGAUUUUUAGGGCCCAGGUAUGGGAUAGUUUUUUUUUUUGGGGUGCUCUAGGGGACUAGAUGGAAUUUGUGGGGCCUGGCAACUGGACCUUUUUUUAAAAACCAUUAUUUUGGGGAUUUUUUCUUCGGGGGGCCCCGGUCUCUCCCCUCUCCCCUCUCCCCUGUCAUCUAAUCACUAUCCUCUCUUCUCUCUUUCUUCCCCCCUCUAUCACUCUCCCUCCUCUCCCCCUCCUCUCACCCUCACCUCCCUCCCCCCCUCCUUUUCUCUUCCCCUCUUUUUUUCUCUCUUUCCUCUCUAAUCUCUCUCUCCUUCUAUCUCUCUCUCUCUACUCUCUCUCUCCCCUCUCUCGUUUCCCCCUCAAUCACUAAACCCUCUAUCCGUCUCUUUCCCUUUUCCCCUAUCUCCCUUUCUAUCCUUUUUAUCUCGGGCUCUUCUCUCCUCCCUUUUUUCCCCAUUUCCCCCUCUUUCCCUUUUCUCCUCUCUCCCCCUCUCUAUAUUUUUCCCUUUCCUCUCUCCCUUUUUUUUCUUUUCUCCCCUGCUCUCCCCCCCCCACCCCCCUUCCCCUCCCUCUCUCCUCUACUCUCUACUCUCCCCUCUCCUCUCUAUUCCCCCCCCUCUCCUCCUCUCCCCCUCCUCCUCCUCUCUACUCUCUCUCUCGCCCCCUCCCCUUUAUCUCUCUCUCCCCCUCUCCCUCUCCUCUCUCCUGUCCCCUCUUCUCCUCUCUCUCUCCCCGCCCCUCUCUCCUCUCUUUUCCCCUCUCUCUUCUAUCUCUCUCCUCUCUAUAUCUCUCUCUCCCCCUCUCUAUAUCUCUCUCCUCUCAUGUCCCCUACCUCUUUGCUCCCCUCUCCUCUUUUCUUCAAAUUUCCCUUUUUUUCACACAAUCUUAAAACAUGUUUAGAGCAAAGAAAAUGAAAAAAACAUUCUGGUUUUUGGUGUUUUUCAGAUGUGUGUGUGGGGUGUUUUGGGGUGGGGUUUUACCUCUCCAAACUUUCCAGUUCACCGAGACCCAAUGACCAGGGACCCCAUGUCAAAAAAAACCCUUACCUUUUUAAAGAUUGACUGGGUUUUUGAAUUUCCCAGAUUUAAAAUGUGAAUGUGGGGGUGUGUUUGGGGUGUGUGUGUGUGUGGGGGUGGGGUGUGUGUUGUGUGUUGUGUGUGUGUGUGUGUGUGUGUGGGUGUGUGUGUGUGUGUGUUGUGUGUGUGUGUGUUGUGGUGUGUGUGUUGUCAUGUGUGUGUGUGCUGAAUCGUUUUGCAUUUUUGCAUGAUCUGAUGAGGCAUUCAAUUUGUUUAACAGAAGAAACCACGAAUGCUAGAGAUGUGAUAGUGGUCUGGGUUCACCGGUGGCGAGGGAGUGAGAGUAGAGAGAGUGGAGGAUGUGCGGGGAAUUUGAGAGUGUGAGAGUGGGGACGAGGAGAAAGAAGGAAGGGCGAGGAUGAGGAAAAAUUGUGUAAUGGAGAGAAAGAUGAGAGAUUCACCCCUCGUGCAGAUUACUGCAGGUUCUUUGAGGGUAAGUUGUGAUCUUUUCAGCUCCUGUGCCCUCCCCAAUCUCAUAAAAUUGGGGGGAUCAUACACACCACCACAACAACACACACUGCCCAGUCCCACAGCAAGUUCCCAAACACCUCUCUGCUCCUGAAAGCAGCAGACUGUAUGGGCAUUCUGUACCCUGCUCUCUCCUCUCCUCUCGCUCUCUCCUUCAUCCUCCUCUCCUCUCUGACCAUCGCGUCCGUCUCAGUCUCGGUCCUACAUCAUCUCAGAUCUGCCUCAAUCCUUCCCUCCCCCCCUCGUCUCUCCUCCCUGCUCCUCCCUCUCCUGCUCCCUCCCUCCUCCUCUCCUCUCCCCUCCUCAUUCCUCUCCUUCCUCUCCUCUCUCUCCUCUCCCCCUCGUCCUUCAUCCUCUCGUCCUCUCCUCUUCCUCUCUCAUUCCCCCUCUCUCCUCUAUCUCCCUCCUCUCCUCUCCUCUCCGCUCACUCUCCUCUCCUCUCCUCCUCUCCUCUCCUCUCCUCUCCCUCUCCUCUCCUCUCCUCUCUCCUCUCUCUCCUCUCUCUCCUCCCCUCUCUUCUCCUCUCCUCUAUCUGGUCUAUGCAUAGGAACAUUAAAUGCCAGAUGGAAACAUUGGGCGCUUGUCCAUGUAUCUGAAAACAGCGCUGAAACAUUGUUGAUAUAGCAGAUCAGAAUAGAAACCAUAAUGACACAUUUUUGGGAUGGUCACAGCAUUGACAGGUAUUUCUUUAUGAUACUGAAUUGCACAUUUCCACGGGGCAGAGCUCGUUCCGCUAGGUUCUCAUACAUGCAGCCACAAUGAUUCUCUCUGUCUCUUUCCAGUGGAUUUUUGUGGUUCUUGGUUUCAUCAUUGUCUUCUUUUAUCAUGAAUGAGCCUGGCUUCAGUUUGCGAUUUCCUUCCUUCGGUCAAAGUGCAACUGCAAAUCAAACCACAUCUUAUUCAAUAAGUGGCGUAGAAACUCCUGAGAAUAUUACCCUUCUCCUGUUUUGCCAGAUCAAUGUUUAUCCCCUUCUCUGACAGCCAUUCCAGAAAGCUCUUCACUGCCCAGUUGGUUUGUAUUGAUGUAGCUAGCUUCUUUUUUUUUUUGGGGGGGGGGGGGGGGGUAGAUCAGCUUUAAUAUUUAACAUUUAAGUCAUUUAGCAGACACUCUUAUCCAGAGCGACUUACAGUUAGUGAGUGCAUACAUUUUCAUACUGGCCCCCCGUGGGAAACGAACCCACAACCCUGGCGUUGCAAGCGCCAUUCUCUACCAACUGAGCUACAGGGGACUGCAGAUAGAUUGUAACUUCCAUCAAUGUAAUUGUGUGCAUCACUUCCAAUCCCCCGUAUGUUUUUUUUUCUCGCAAAUAUAUUGUUGGCACCAUUCAUUAAACGUUAGUGGAAAAAACAAAUCAAAAGUAACUUUAAAAUCAUCCAUGAGGAGUUACAGGUGCUAAGCUAAGUAGUUGUAAAAAAAAGUAGUAGUGGUAGUGUGUUGCUAGGUAACGACGUAAACAAUGCCACUUAAUAUGAACGUGGCCAUGUGUAUCUUGUCUCAUGUAUCAUGGGCAGGAGAGGCUCUAUCAUUGGGAAUUCCAAACCACCCGUUGUAUAAUAAGGUGUCAUGACUCUCCCUGGGUGAGGAUCCAAGGCCUCAUAUCAGCAAAGACAAUGGCCGCAGGACCAAGGUCAACUAUGUUGGUCUUCUGGUGGGUGCUGAGGGAAUCCUGCCACAAUCUAGCAGAAUCCAAGCAGUCCGCAACAUCAAAAUGCCUGCAAACCUUCAUGAGGUACGCAGCUUCUUGGGAGUAUGUAAUUGCUACCGUCAAUUCAUCGAAAAUUAUGCCGACUUGUCAAAACCUUCGACCCGUCUUCUUCAGAAAGACACCCCGUUCGUUUGGGAUACCACUCACGACGAAGCUGUGGCUUCUUUGAAAGACCUGAUUUGUGUGGCACCCUGCCUGGUCUACCCCAACAAAGACAAUACGUUAUUUUUGGAAGUAGGGUUCUCAGAGCACUGCCUUAGUGCUGGGUUGUACCAAAAAUACGACCAAGACAGACAUGUGGUUGCUUACGGGAGCAAAACACUCAACCCUGCUGAACACAAGUACUCAGACUGUGAAAAAGUGCUGCUGUCGACAGUCUGGGUGGUCAAGCACUUCACCUCUUAUGUCGGCAGACAAAAGGUGAUCAUAGAAACAUAUCACCAGCCGGUGACUUUUCUGAAAAGCCAAAUAAUCCGUGAGGGUACGCUUCAAUUUCAGCUAGGCAAUAAGACCAGCCAGUUUGCAGAAGUAGCUGGUGUACUUAUCACACUGCAAACUGCAGUAAAGCACGACUUGUCAGAACUGGCAAUCUGCACCGACUCAAACUAUGCCAGACUCACCUUCUAAUGCCACUUGCCGUUUUGGAAGCAAAAGCACAUGACUACUUCAAGUGGCAAAGAAGUGAAAAACAAAGAGCUCAUUCUAGCUUGCGAUGACCUCAUAACCAAACACGACAUAAAGGUGUAUUGGAAUAAAGUCAAGGGACACUCCAAAUCACCUGGUCGUGACAAACUUGGCAACGACCAUGCCGACAGCAUGGCGAAAUCUGGUGCAAUUCACGGCACCCCUUGGGUGUUCGAUGCUCGAGAUGCAAUUAUCACGAGGCACCCAUGGUGUCUGCAGUAACGCCUAGCCAUGUAGCACCACGGGAAUCAUCUUCGCACUAACAUAAUGUGUUGCUAACUCAUUCACUCUUGAAUGGUGAACUGGUAGCAAUGCAACACCAAGAUGAGUCCCUCGCCACUGUCAUGUUUUUUUUUUGUCUGAUCCUAUCAAUCACCCAGUGUCCGAGCUGGCUUUGGCAGGCUCACACGACUUGGCGUUCGCUGUACGCAACUGAACAGCACCUCACACUUGUAGAUGACCUACUGGUUUAUGUUUCAGAAACCGACGCCACACAAAGGUCGGUAGUUCCUAAAACACAGAGGGGGAUAAUGAUAGUUCAUGCCCACUACCCGCCAUGUGGGGGCCAUAGGGGGGUCAAGGCUACAUGUGAAACAUUGCGACAGGAGGCCCACUGGCCUCACAUGGAACAAGACGAGGCAAAAUACGUGAGGGGGUGUCUAGUUUGCUGCCAGUUUCAACCCUCCAAGCCACUUCACAGAGCACCCUUGCAGCACAAGGGUAUGUCUUACCCUUGGAGCUCGAUCCAGAUCGACUGGGUCGGCCCAGUUGCCAGGUCGGCAAGAGGCAACAAGUAUCUCCUCACAGUAACUUGCACAUUCACAAGUGGGGGUGGAGUGCCUGCCCGCAUCCAAUGACACAGCGGAAACCACAGACAUUAUUUUGCUCAACCACGUUUUCAGUCGUUUCGGCCUUCCAAGAGAAACCGUGGACAGCGACAGAGGAACCCAUUUUUUUUGCUGCUGUAAUGACCGAGCUGUGGCGGCUCCUGGGAGUCAAAGCUAAACUCCACAUCGCGUACCACCCUAGGAGCUCCGACAGGGUAGAAAGGAGCAACCAAACAAUCGUCACAAUCUUGAGGAAAUAUGUGGCAGCCAACCACAAAGAUUGGGACCUCAAACUCCCACUGGCAUUGAUGGUGAUCAGAGCCACACGCAACAGGUCUACAGGAAUAACACCAUUUGAGAUGAUGACAGGCCAGCAAAUGACACUUCCACUGCAUCUCCUGUACCAACCGGGAGAUGUCGCUGUGGCCACGGCGUACACGGCCCAUCAAUAUGUGACAGACUUGCGAACCCACCUCCGGACUACCUUUGUGUACGCUCAAGGAAAGUUGGAAAGAAGUGCGGAAGGUGACAAGACCCAUUACGACGAACAGGACUCACACCAGGAAUUUGAGGUCGGGGAUACGGUGUGGUACUACGUACACACCAAACCUGUGUGUGUUGCGAAAAAGUUCCUGCCCCACUGGACAGGGACACAUGAGAUUGUGUUAAAGCUGUCACCUGUUGCUUAUCAAAUCAGAAUCAGCAAAGGUCGACAGAACAUCACGUUCAAGUGGGUUCACAGGAACCAAAUCAAGUUGUAUAUUUUCCCCGUGGGAAUAGAAGGGGUGCAAGCCCCGAAUAGAAGCCUAGCCAAUCAGAGGUACUAACAAAAUUCUUAAAUAUCCUCAGCUGAUCCUUUCCAGGAGGUCAGUACAUUGCACCUAACAUAUUUUCUUCUCUUCCCAGCCGCAAGACACACAUUUCGUUGUCAUUGUUGAUAUUGUCCUGGGUGUGCUGUUCAAAAUAGGAAAAUCAGCUAAAUCUGUUUUCAAAACAUUUUUCUUUCAAACAAAGAAAAAACUCAACAAAACACAACACAACUGAAAUAAUCAAACAAUAUCUCUAAUUAUGCUUUUUUGUAGGAUGGAGUUCCUUUGGAUGAUCCUGACACUCUGCGCCCUGGUCAAAUCAAAUCCACCUGAUAUACUCAUGAGUGGACCCCCUACGGGAAUCGUUCUCCAUGAUGAUCCAGGACUCCUUAUAACCAACUGCAGAGUACACACGCAGAGGGUGUACGUCCGCCUAGAUGCAGAGAAUGUGUACCACCAACACAUUUCCCCUGCUGCACAUAUGAGUUGGGCCGUGGAUGACUGGACCACCCAGGCAGUUAAGCACGCUCAGCUAAACACUGCCCAUGUGUUGGCCCAACUCCAAAAGUUCACAGUCACCCAGUCAGAACUAACAGAGCCCAGGUGA